This is a messenger RNA of Tupaia belangeri chinensis (Chinese tree shrew), 5256 nucleotides long. It is a transcript of the gene IFFO2, whose product is annotated as intermediate filament family orphan 2. NCBI's taxonomy places the organism in Eukaryota, Metazoa, Chordata, Mammalia, Scandentia, Tupaiidae. The record is from RefSeq and is a predicted model, not a curated record.
CGCCUGCCCGGGACCAUCUGGAGCUACACGCAGGUGCGGCGCACGGGCGGUGGCGGCGUGGAGACCGUACAGGGCCCCGGCGUGUCGUGGGUGCACCCCGACGGCGUGGGCGUGCAGAUCGACACCAUCACGCCCGAGAUCCGCGCGCUCUACAACGUGCUGGCCAAGGUGAAGCGCGAGCGCGACGAGUACAAGCGGAGAUGGGAGGAGGAGCUCGCCAAACGCAUGAACCUUCAGGCCAUGGUGGACACACUUCAGGAGGCAGCACAAGAGGCCGAUGCCAUCCAGGAGGAGAUGAACGAGAAGAUCGAGCGGCUCAAGGCUGAGCUGGUGGUGUUUAAGGGGCUCAUGAGUGACCCCAUGACAGACCUGGACACAAAGAUCCAAGAAAAGGCCAUGAAGGUGGACAUGGACAUCUGCCGCCGAAUCGAUAUCACGGCCAAGCUGUGCGAUGUCGCACAGCAGCGGAACUCGGAAGACGUGUCCAAGAUCUUCCAGGUGGUCCCCAAAAAGAAGGAGCGGAAGGUGGCUUCAGACGAUGACAUCUCCGAGCAGGACGGGGAGGCCAACCGGUUCUCAGAUGAUGAAGUUGGCUCCAUGAACAUCACAGACGAGAUGAAACGCAUGUUUAACCAGCUGAGGGAGACCUUUGACUUUGACGAUGACUGUGACAGCCUGACGUGGGAAGAGAAUGAAGACACCCGGCUGCUCUGGGAGGAUUUCACCAACUGCAACCCCACCAUUGACCUACAGGGCGAGCAAGAGGAAAACUUGGGCAACUUGAUCCACGAGACCGAAUCCUUCUUUAAGACGAGAGACAAGGAGUACCAGGAAACAAUAGGCCAGAUCGAGCUGGAGCUGGCCACAGCCAAGAGCGACAUGAACCGGCACCUGCACGAGUACAUGGAGAUGUGCAGCAUGAAGCGCGGCCUGGAUGUGCAGAUGGAGACCUGCCGCCGCCUCAUCAAGGGCUCUGCAGACAGGAAUUCGCCGUCCCCCAGCUCCAUGGCCAGCAGCGACUCAGGAAGCACAGACGAGAUCCAGGACGAGUUCGAGCGGGAGGCGGAUGUGGAGCCUAUGGUCAGCUGAUGACGGAGGCCAUGUGCCUGCUGGUCUUGGCGAUGGGGCCCCUGCCUCCUCUCUCGACAGGGCCAGGAAGGCGCCCGGAGUGGGGUUCCCGUCUGCACCACACAGACUUCCUAUGUCCUCCCUUCUCUGGAGGCCCCAAGGGACCGCUGCUUCCUUCCUUCCCACCACCCCACCACCAACCAGUGCGCCCUCUCACCCACCCACCCACCCACGGAAUGGUGCUGUCAAUUUCUAUUGUUCUCCACGUUACAAAUGCAGACUUCUGUGCGGACGAUGCAGUGUUAACUGUGCCUUCUCCCUUAAGCUGAGCCACUUUGAGCUCCAAAGAAUUAUUCCUAGCAGGUGUUUUUAUACAAAACUCUGAGGUGAGGGCGGUGGCCCUGGGCGUGGUAUAUGUGGUUUUCUACCCUCCCACCUGCUCCUCUGAUUGGCUAUGAGCUAUGCCCUCCCUUCCUCUGUGGCCAGCGUGACUGUCCUGGGACAGGGAUGGUCUUUCUCCCCACCAGGAAGCAGUCCUUUGCCUCCACAGCCUUUCCAUGCUGGGUGGGGACCUCCCAGAUUUUCUCAUACACUAAAUGAGAAGAAGGUGGAAGGAAGGGAGGGAAGACAAAUUUUUAUUUUCAUUUUGGGUCGAGUGGUAAAGUGGAGGGACAAGGCACGGUGGGGGGAAGGUGGAGUCUCACUGUGUUUAAACUACUAUGCAAAAAACACAAAACAAAACAAAACAAAACAAACAAAAGCAGCUUGCCUUAUAUCACUGGGAAAGGUGGGCCCUCUCCCAGACUCCUGGUAUACCCCCGGAGCUGGGCAAGAGGCUGAGGUUAGGGUGGUCUCUCUUGGCCUCCAAAGAUGAGCACUGACUGGAGUGGGGAGUUUGGUCAAGGUGGGUAGAGAGGUCUGGGCUCCUGCAAGGCCCCGGCCCACCUGACUGCUUGCUUGCUUUGGGGCCUCUUGGCUUUUGGAUGGGGGGAUGGGGCCCUUUUUACCCUGAUGACUUGAGGUAUUUCCCUCCCUUUGUAACCAACAAGAAGGAGUUAUAGAUCUGAAAUUUCUCUAUGAGAAACUCUGAAGGGGCCAGGCCUGGUGUCUGCUCCGUUCUACCGAGGACCUCGGGUUGGUACCAACCUGCCGCCAUCUUGGUUCUCCAUUGCCCUUCCCUGCCCAUCUGGCCACUGGCAGGAUGGGACAUUGGAAAGGGAAGGGCAGGAAGGCAGAGAGGGCUGCUGGCAGGUCAGAGCUGGCUUGGGUAGGAGCUUGAGAGAGGACCAUUUUUGCUCUGCUCAUGGACGUACGCAAGCCUCGUUCCAUAAUUCACUUGACUGACCAAGUGGGGAGUUAACCUGAGCCAGUAUCUCCCCCAAGACUUGAGUAGGCCUGAAUUGAAGGGCCCCAAUUGAGACCACGCAUCAGUUCUCAGCUUGGAGCCAGCCUUGCAAGCUUUGCCUUUUUUUUAAAACUUCUUUUUUAUAUCCACUCCUGUGGGUGCGAUGGCUGAUUUUGGGUUUUGUUGGCCCAGCAGUUCCCUCUGGAGGUCAAAGGAGCGAAAAUGUGUGUGCCCGAGGACCAGAACUCACUACCCACUGCCUAUGUCUAGAGGCAGAUGAGGGGGCUCUGGGUUUGAGUGGGUUCGUGGCCCCUGGCUGUCCUCCCCAGGGUGCCAUCGACCUCUAAGGCCUUCUCUGUCUGUUCCCCUCAGCGUUUUACAGUCUUAAAACCGUUGUACAUAAUAUUCGUAUAUAUGUAUAGAGAGAACGAGAAUGUGUUAGUGACUGUGUACUGUAAUUUAUCAGAACCUGGUAGCUCUGUCCUCUGUUUUGUCUUGCUUUAUUUUGUUGGGGAACAUGUCACUGGCCUUCUGCAGCAGCCUUGCUACAAGGCUUCCAUCGUCAGCACCUCUUGCUAGCCAAGCAGUCCUUUCGGGCAGGUACUUAGAGGGACAGUGGUUUUGGGAGAGAGACAGCCCUUUCCUCUUCUCCUCACUGACCCUUGUUCUAAAGGUUACAGGGUUCAAACAUAUCUGAUUAUCGUUGUGUUGUUGUCUUUGUUGUUUUAUUUUUAUUUUAACCAAAGGCUAUCAGAGCCAGUUGGGCUUGGACCUCAGCUGCUGAAAAGAUUUUCCGUUUCCAUGAGGGCAGGAGGAUGGCUGCCCCGUGGGUCUCCUCUGUCUGUCCAGGAUGGAGGGAGGCAUCAGAGGGCAUGGUUUGGGAGUUGGGUGGACAGAAUGGAAGCCAGCCUUGGGGCGUUCCUCAAGGCGGCUGGAGGGUGGCCGGUAUAUCUUAGUCUUCAGUGUAAGUAUUUGAGGGUAACUAAGGUUACCGUGGCGAUUGGUAUCUGCUGGUAUUAUUUUCGCUUUCCCCUUGUGUACAUAGGUCACAGGUCAUUGGUCUUUGGGGACUAGGGUGCUCUGAAUUGAUCUAGAGAGGAUGAAUAUGGCCAGAGCCAGAAAGAGAAACUGACCUGAGAGUCCCUUCCUGCUGCCUUUCAAUAUCUGCUCUCCUCUUGGGAGCGAGGAUUUGGGGGCAGGGGCAUGGGGGAGGAAGAGCAGGGGUGGGGUUGCCCUGCCUCCUGGGCUGGUUUCUGGGUCUUGGCUGCCUCCCUCCCACUGAGUUCUUCUCUAAGGAAGUUGCCAGUGGGCCCUGCUUGUCCCUUGCCACGAGCCCACAGCUUGCCAAGAAAGACCCCACGCUCGCUGGGGCAGCACCAGGCCCAGGUGGGACACACUGGCCCGUCCUUUGUAAAGCUGUAAAUACUUCAUUUUGGUUUUCUAUUUCUAAGUCCAGUGUCAUAUUGACAUUGGUAUUUUAGAAUCGUUCUCUGUGCUGCCCUCUCUCCUUCUCCUGUCCUGGGGGUUUUAUAUAAAUACAGGAUGGAGGGCAAGGAGAGUAGCACCCUUUUGGCUCCCUGGUUGGUUGUGAAGUACACACACACACACACACACACACACACACUCCUCUGAGAUUCUGAGCAGGGAAAACGACUAUGGGUGGGCAGACACGCUUUACUAGCUCGUGGCAGGAUGUCCUGAGGUCCUGAAGGCCCAGGCUGUUACGAUCCUAGCUGUGAGUAGAGCCCGGGCAGCCUAUGGAGGGUCCAACCACUCUGGCUUGGGAUGAGAGGAGAGGGGGCGGGGCAGGGGCUAAUAUAAGGUGUAACUUAAGCUAAAUGUAAUCUAUUUAUAAAGCAAGAGACUCUCAUCUAUUUUUAUGAAAGGAAGGGUUUUUUAAUCUAGGGUAGGCAGUUACGGUAGCCCAGCGAUUUUCUGUGGACAAAGUAUCGUGCAUGUUGCUGCUGGAUUUAAUAUACUCAGCACCCCUCCCCUGGUCUUGUCUUCCCGUUCUCACUCUGGUCACCCACACCCAAGAGCGCUUUGGCAGAGUGUAGGUCCCUCUUCUCCCCAUGUCCCUCUCCCCUGACCCAUCAGCUCCUCGGAAGUCUUUGGGAGCAUGAGCACCUUGGGGGUGGGUUUUGGGGAACUGAGAGUUGAGGUGGGCGGAGGGAGGAGGGAAGGAGAGGAGGUAGACCCUGAUCAGCUCUGACUCUGGCCUGCCAGGAUCCACUUCCAACCCAGCUGCGUUGGAAGGGAGCUGAGCAGCAGAGGGCAGGUGGCAAUGGGGCCGUGGGUUUGGGGAGUGCAUGACUUCCACAGGGCCUGGGUCUCAGUGGGUCCUAGCUGGAGCAGGAUCCUGCCCUGGCACGGCCUACUCCAGCCCAAGGACUAGGCUGUAGUCUUUCUGUGCCCUGAAUAGAGGGACUAGGAUGCUGGGGGUCUCCCCACACCCACAUCCUCCCCUUUGAGACACUGUCCUAGAGUGGAGAGUCCAGAGGGAUCUAAAAUCUCUCACCACUCCCUCUUCCCCCUAAGCCCUCAAAGAAAUGAGGCAAAACCUCCGGCACCCCUCCCCCACCCCCAGACCCCUUGUGGACAUUUUGGCAUCUACCUGAUUUUUAACCCCAUCCAGGGAGACUUCAUACCCUGUGGUUCCGUCCUACUCCAUGUUGCCGUUUGUCUGCCAGCUGGGUCUAGCAUUACGGGAAGGGGGGGUUUAUACUCACUGAGAGACUACUGAUCCUACCGGAAAACCAACCUGUUUACUGUACUGUUGUAAAUAUCAUGCCCUUUAUAUCAUGUAUAUUGGCUUCUUUUAAAUAAAGUGAAAUGUCUUAGAA